Molecule: messenger RNA, 1454 nt
Organism: Brassica oleracea var. oleracea
Lineage: Eukaryota; Viridiplantae; Streptophyta; Magnoliopsida; Brassicales; Brassicaceae
Product: putative F-box protein At3g16210
Exons: 2
Molecular function (GO): protein binding
Source: RefSeq, a predicted model, not a curated record
UCUAUCACAGCGUUUUGUGUUUGACCAGAGCGGUUAUUACCAUUGCUGUGCUUCCAUACCUUUUCCCGGAGAACACAGAGACUGAGAAGAAACAUUAAACCAGCCAGAAUCUCUCAUGUCUCUUACUAUUCGAAUUAUUCCACCCGCCUACAACCAAUGGUUAAAAACGGGUUAUCUCAAAAGACACUAUUAAAUAAGUGUAAAUCAGAAGGUGGAACAAACGAACAAAACCCGAUCAAACGUAAGGGCCCAAGCCCAUAAACAAAACAAUCUCGGCCACCAAAAAGGGGAAAGUCACGACGCUUGGUUUUAAUCAGCAAUUCAAAAUUAAUUUCCAUAAACCAAUUAAAGAUUUGGAAAGUCCUAUUCCUAGGUUAGAUUUGACAACCUUUUCCCUAUAAAAAUAAGGAGAGAGAGACAUAACGCUUUUUCCACGUCAGUUUGAGACGCUUUAGAAAGAAGAAAAACAGAGAUUUAUUUAUUGGAAUCUUCGACGGAUUGCUUUUUUCAGACAUCAGUUUGAGAGGCUUUAGAAAGAAGAAAAACAGUUUGGGAUUUUGGACGGAUUGCUAAGGUAUGUCGUCAUCUAGAAAACUGAAGAUGAUGAGAAGAAGAGAGCUUCCUUUUGAAUUAGUGGUUGAAAUACUCGCUAGGGUUCCUGUUAAGGACUUAAUACGGUUUAGAUGCGUCUGCAAAACUUGGCGUUCGUUGUUCCAAGACGAGCGGUUUUAUAGACAGCACAUGACUCAUGCCCCAACGAGGAUUGUGUCGUUCCGUCUUUCGGAUAUUCUACUCGGUCGUUUUUCUUGUGAUAAUAGUGGCAACAAGGCUGAGAUGAUACUCCAAGCGAAUAAUAUCUUGAACGCUAGAGGUGAGAGAUUGGUUAUCGAUGCUUCUUUACUUGGUCACUGCCAUGGACUGUUUUGCUUUUGUUUUGAUAAUCGUAUUUUUGGUGUUUGGAACCCGUCACUGAGGGUAUUAAGAGAAAUACGCAAACCUGAUGUCCGUGAAUGGUCUGAGAUGGGUUUUGGGUAUGACCCCUCAAGUCAAGAUUAUAAGAUUGUAUUGCUUCUUAAGAAGCAAGGCAUCCACUCUGAAGCACUUGUGUUUUCCUUAAAGUCAGAGACUUUCAAAUUCUACCCAGGUCCGAGUAAUUGCGGUAAAGGAUUUCCUGAAGUUAUAGCGGGCGGGUUGAGAGGAGGCGGCCUAUGUACAGUAGGGGUUGACGCCCUGUCCGGUGGUUUAAUCGUUUGGUCUGCCCAACAUGACGACAAGAUUGGUGGUGGUAUCAAAUCUUGGAGCAAGAUUUGCAUUCUCUCGCCUGGCAUUCUUGAAAUCUCGACUAGUUGUCGUAUACAUCGCAUUUUUGUAGUGUCUGCGAUAACUUAUGCAGGAUUGCUACUAGUUUUAGUAAAUAUUGAUGGGAAAGAAUCAAUGAAAAGAGAGUCAAAACU